CCACCUGUUAUUUUACUCCGAGGCAGCAACAUGGAUGCCUCCAGUGAAGUGAGACCUUUGACAGUUCCCCAUCUACCUUCGCUACCCAAUUUGAGGGUACUGUGUAGCACAAAUUAUGCCAACUGUAGGCGACCGACUGGACUUAUUUACCGGUCAUCGAGGCCGGACCUUUUAGAACCCAAUGACUUACAGAAGUUCCGUGAACUUGGGAUUAAAUGCAUCAUUGAUUUUCGAGGAAGAAAAGAGUAUGCAAAUGCUACGGGAACAAAACCUUUGGAUGCUGAUUUUGAUUUGUACCACAUUAAACUUCCCACCGGUAGUGGCAGGAAUUAUAAACCGAAAGAAUGUGUGAACUUUGUGCCUCUGGAAAAGAGAACUUGCAACAAGAACAAGAGUGUACAGCUGACAAUGAGAGAUAUCAGAAGUUCAAAGUACAAACAACCACAUUUUCUUCUUGAUUUCUUCGCUGGCAGUUAUGUAUGGACAAUCCUGAAUCGCGCACCUUGGUACAAGAAACUGUACUCCAUACUGUUCCUUCUUUAUGAUUUCGUGUUCAAUACAGGCUACAAACACUUUGUAAGAUUUUUUGUGAGCAAUGUACUUAAUUGCACUGGAAUAAUAGGGCAGUACAAGGAUAUGGUAGACCUCAGUCAGAGGAGUAUAUGUGCAGCUCUGAAGUUAAUGUGUGAUGAAGCCAACUUUCCCAUCCUCAUCAACUGUGCUCAUGGGAAAGAUCGUACUGGAAUUGUCUCUGCACUUAUCCUUUCCUGUAACGGCAAAUCCAAACAGGAAAUUGCUGAAGAAUAUGCCAAGUCCGAGACCGGGGUGAUUCCCAUGCGUGAGAGGAUGAACAAGGAGAUUGUGGAGAGGUACCACAUGAGUGAAGACUUCCUGACCGCCAGGGCCGACACCAUGCUGCAGCUGCUCAACUACAUUGAACACAAGUAUGGCUCUGUGGCAACUUACCUGGAGAUCAUCGGCUUUGGAGACACCGAGCAGGAGAAACUGAAAAGAAUUCUCACAGGAGAAGUUUGUAUACCACAGUGUGAAGCUGAUCCCGAUACACUUUGACCUAUCAAAGGGUUGACUUCAGAUCUUGACCAGUCAUUAUUCUGAUUUCAGAUUAGUAUGGGCCAGUCAUAAUUGAGGCGUGAUAUGGAUAAUCAGUAUGAAGUUUUGGAAAUAUAUGAAUAUUAUUGAUUUUAUGCAUUUAAUUAUCAGUGAUUAUGGAAUAUUGUUUGUUAGUGAUUGUUAAUGUCAUCUGUUGAACAUGUUGAAGCCAUUUGACCGAUUUAUCAUUCCUUUUCUAAUGAAAGAAAAUCAAACGUGUGCACUGAAAGAUGAUUAUAUUGUUGCAUUCUCAACAUUUAAUUCUUGCGUGUUCAUGUUACUAGAGGUGAAACGAUACAUCGGUGCAUCGUGAGUUUUCAUGCGCCGAUACGAUACAUGAUACGUUUUUUCUGUAUCAAUACAAGAUGUGUUGUAAUUAAGUUCACGACUAAAAAUAGCUGCAACUAACAUGUAUCUAUAGCGAGCUUUUCCUUUUGAACCUGCUCUGAAAUAUUUAUGGCCAAGACAUUUCCACUCGAUUAGACAUAAAUAUGCACAUCACGAUGUGCAUGGUAUCGUAACCUUUGUAUCGUAUCAUGACCUUGCUGUAUCGUUUCACCUCUUCAUUUUACUACAUAUAAUGUCAUGUUGUUGAUUGUUCAUCUCUAGUGCCAGAGAGGCUGAAGUAAGAUGAAGUUGCUGUUAUUUUAAAAAGAUUUGUCAUUUUUUAAUUAUGGCCUAGUUAAGCCAUACCACUAAUUAAAAUCAUUCUUACAUAUCACCGUAAGGACAUUUGCGGCUAGAUUGCAGCAUACCGGAUACCAUCGGCCACUUUGGUAAGGGGGUACGCGUGAGCUUCUUCCUUAGUAACGGUUUCUAAGUUUUUCAGCUGUCUCGCUAAAUUAAUGGGGUUUUGGCCCCCCCCGACACACACACACAAGUAAUUGUAAUGAAGGCUUUCAUAAGUAAAUGUCUUAUACAGACACCAGAGUUAAAAAGAAAAAUGCUACAUGUUUAUUAGAUAUGUUGAAAUGUAGGCCCAAAACAUGUAUCCGAUGAUGUCAUUUUUGGUCUUGAAGUUUCGAGUAAUUUUUCAAUGCUGAUGUCUGAUUUCUGAUGUUUAUGAAUAACUUUGAUAUUCAAUUUCAUCAUGUUCAUGGUUCAGUCAUAUUGAACCAUACAAAUGUAUGAGGGGUCAGUUUUUGUGCUUAUUUUGAGCUUUGUUGCUCUAUUUUUUCGAAUAGUCUAGCUGUCAUGUUCCACUUUUUUGAAAUAUCAAACAAAUAUGGCCGCCAGGUAUCCGGUAUAAUGCAAGCACCACAAUUGCCUAAAAUGAAUUAGUGCUACCUCUGAUUGGGACGCAUACUAUAGUGCCAAACUAAUUACAUUAAGUAAUACGUUACCACUGUUAUACCGAGGCUGUUGUCUCCCACAACUGCUGUUAUAGCGAAAUC
This is a messenger RNA of Haliotis rufescens (red abalone), 2504 nucleotides long. RefSeq lists its product as uncharacterized. The transcript has 4 exons. The record is from RefSeq and is a predicted model, not a curated record. Lineage: Eukaryota; Metazoa; Mollusca; Gastropoda; Lepetellida; Haliotidae. Gene Ontology annotation, molecular function: phosphoprotein phosphatase activity. The coding region runs from base 31 to 1071 and encodes 346 amino acids.